CUCUCCGGCCUUGCCGCAGCCCCCUCCUCCCCACCCCGUGCCCCGCUCCUCCCGCCACUGCCAGCUCUAAGAUGCCCCGCUAUGAACUGGCUUUGAUCCUGAAAGCCAUGCAGAGGCCUGAGACAGCUGCCGUGCUCAAACGCACCGUUGAGGCUCUGAUGGAGAGAGGAGCCAUCGUGAGGAACCUGGAGAACCUGGGGGAAAGGUCUCUGCCUUACAAAAUCUCCAAGCACAAGGAGCGCCACAAGAGAGGCGGGUAUUUUCUGAUAGACUUGGAGGCCCCGCCUUCCAUCGUGUCCCCCAUGAUGGAUCAUUUGGGACGGGACAUUGAUGUCAUCAGAAGGGCUUUCAUCAAACACCCCGUGGCCAAGGCAGAAGAAUGCAGUGGCAUCAUCCCAGUGAGCCCUGAAGAGAAACUCACUGCCAGGAAAAACUGAAAAUCCCAAAUGUUUGAAACCUUUUUUAACCCGUUUUUUUAAUCACUGCUGCAGAAAAGAAUUGUGGCAACUCCUGUCCAUCCAAAAAUCUCACUGUGGGAUGUGUGUGGUCUAUGCCAGAAUCUUCAUUAUUGUAACAAUUGAGGUUUCUUUUUGUUUAAAAUGAUGGGAAUCGUUUUAAUCCGGGUGCUUAUCUUGCUAUUUGACAACUUUGCAAAUUGAUUUGCUUUUCUCUCGGAGCAUUACAUUGAUAAUGAAGAUCUCUCCAGCAGCAGGAUGCUAUAAAUAGCAUUUUUUCCAGAGAUUACUCCGGAAUAUGGAUAUUUACAUAAGAGAUUAAGAAGUCUGCAGUGUAAAUAUAGAAAUCUAGGAUGGGAUUUGGUGGGGCUUUGUUUUUGGGGGGGGGAAAAAAGGCAAUAAAAGUGUGGUUAAAAAUAAAAACUGACCUUUUUAAUUUU
Messenger RNA from Corvus hawaiiensis (hawaiian crow), 895 nucleotides. It is a transcript of the gene MRPS6, whose product is annotated as mitochondrial ribosomal protein S6. NCBI's taxonomy places the organism in Eukaryota, Metazoa, Chordata, Aves, Passeriformes, Corvidae. Gene Ontology annotation, molecular function: structural constituent of ribosome; small ribosomal subunit rRNA binding. The record is from RefSeq and is a predicted model, not a curated record. The coding region runs from base 72 to 437 and encodes 121 amino acids. The transcript is spliced from 3 exons. Gene Ontology annotation, cellular component: mitochondrial small ribosomal subunit; ribosome. Gene Ontology annotation, biological process: translation.